UCUUUGAGAAGAAGAAAAACAGUGAGUGAUCGGAGCAAGCAGCCAUGGAUAAAACAAGGUCUCCAUCGGGAGUUACAGGGCACAUGGUUGUCCACCACGACGGCGGAAGCUUCUGGGACCUAUUCAAGUUCGCUGUGUUUGGAAAUAUGGAAAGUGCGAUGAAAUUUAUUAAUAUUUCAGCGGAAGGAACAACGAUAAUGGCUACCGCAGCUCGUGAGAGCCGAUGGUAUAUUUCGGUUGCGAUUUGCAAGAUUCUUAAGCUUUUUGAUCGCCCAUUGGAGCUGUUUGGUCAUGCGCUUGAGUUCUGCCUCAACUUUUAUCAUCAAAAUGGUGGUUUCUUUGGCAUCCCCCUUAACGCCCUAUUAUUAAGGCUGAAAAUACCAAGAAGAGGAACAGAGAAUUUCAUAAGUUUUAUUGGGUUUACGGAUCCACGAGUGGAUCUUCAAAGGAGUCAACUGGUUUCACACCAAGCAGAUGAAAUGGUAAUCAAAGACGCAGCUCCACAUUUACUAAAAGAAGGACACAAUCUAAGUGUUCAGUCACUGGUGGACCUAACACCUCUCAUGGAUCUCUGCAUUAUGGCGGCCAAGCUUGCUUAUGAAAAUACCGCAGUUGUUCAUAAAGUUGUCACCAAAAGUUGGAAGGAAAGCUUCGUGGCCGAUUACCAGGGCAUGAAUUAUUACACAUGUAAAAGGGACACUCAUGCAUUUAUCUUUUGCGACAAGAAAGAGGAUGCAAACUUGAUAGUGAUAAGCUUCAGAGGCACGGGACCAUUUACGAUGCGAAAUUGGUGUAGUGAUUUCGAUUUCUCUUUAGUUCAAUUCGGAGAUGCCGGAUCUAUCCAUGUCGGAUUCUUAGAAGCAAUGGGUUUAGGUCAUAGGCAUCAUCCACCAUCCUUUGGAUUUAGCCUUCAGGCUAGGCCAGUGCUAAUUGGAUCCGAUGAAUUCGACUUUAACCGUGAUGGUGUUUAUUCACGUGCGUUAGGACGGCUUCGGGAUUUAAUAAAGGAACACACAAAGGCGAAAAUUGUAGUCACUGGUCAUAGCUUAGGUGGUGCACUUGCAAUAGUUUUUGCGUGCCUUCUUGUGAUACAGAAUGAGAUAGAGGUGCUGGAUAGAUUGCUAAAUGUGUAUACAUAUGGACAGCCUAGGGUUGGAGAUUUUGAUCUUGCCUUAUAUAUGCAGAGCCGUCUUAACUUUCCUAGUCGGAGGUAUUUUCGGGUGGUUUAUUGCAAUGACAUUGUGCCUAGGGUUCCGUUCGAUGAUGUCUUCUUCACUUUCGAGCAUUUUGGUAUUUGCGUUUACUAUGAUAGCUUCUACUUCGGCUACUUCACGAAAGAGGAGCGGACUAGAAAUUUCUUCGGACUAGGGAACGCGAUCAACAUGCACAUAACAGCCUGGUGGGAGCUAAUGAGAAGUUUCAUAACAGGUUUAUAUUUGGUGCAUGGUGCUGAAUACAAAGAGACUUGGGUCUCUAUUGCUGGUAGAGUAGCAGGACUCAUUCUCCCUGGUAUUUCUGCUCAUAGUCCUGUUAAUUAUAUUAACUCGGUCCGCCUCGGACGACAACUUAAGCAUCCAUUGAUGUCUCUACAACAGAUCGCAGCCGGUCAAUACAUGGAUGAUGAUCGUUCUAAUGUUAAGACAUGUCAUUAAAAGUAAUUUAGCAUUUCUGCAAAUAAUAAAUAAAGGGUCUAUGCAUAUUUGAAUAAAAGGGUACCUGUUGUUGGGGGACAGAUUGCCUGCCUAGCUAGCUGGGGUUUAUGCAUACAUGAGCUUGUUGGUCUCGGUUAGUUAGUUGUUUUUUUAAUUUUCAGUUUAAUCAAACUGAUGUAGUUCAACAGAAAUAAAUUGAAUGUUUGGAAAUCUUUUGGGUUUUA
Molecule: messenger RNA, 1876 nt
Organism: Mercurialis annua (annual mercury)
Lineage: Eukaryota; Viridiplantae; Streptophyta; Magnoliopsida; Malpighiales; Euphorbiaceae
Product: triacylglycerol lipase OBL1-like
Exons: 5
Coding region: 45-1652 (535 amino acids)
Biological process (GO): lipid metabolic process
Molecular function (GO): triacylglycerol lipase activity
Source: RefSeq, a predicted model, not a curated record